AUGAAGAAUUCAGAAUUAGUCAUAAUCUUCAGCAGCAAAAACCUUGGAGAGCUUCACCGUAUGGGCUUGAACGACUUCAAUCGAUUUGAGGGAUCCAUGGGAAUUCAUCACCGCAUUCCCUUAUUUGCAAAAUUACCAAUUAUUUUGUUCGGAUAUCUGGUGGCGCCUUCCAAUAUAUCCGUCUUUGAAUGCGUUCAGGGGUGGUAA
Suhomyces tanzawaensis NRRL Y-17324 is the source of this 207-nucleotide messenger RNA. RefSeq lists its product as uncharacterized. The record is from RefSeq and is a predicted model, not a curated record. The transcript has a single exon. Bases 1 to 207 code for a protein of 68 amino acids. NCBI's taxonomy places the organism in Eukaryota, Fungi, Ascomycota, Pichiomycetes, Serinales, Debaryomycetaceae.